This is a messenger RNA of Anopheles stephensi (Asian malaria mosquito), 3292 nucleotides long. RefSeq names its product casein kinase II subunit alpha (gene CkIIalpha). Lineage: Eukaryota; Metazoa; Arthropoda; Insecta; Diptera; Culicidae. Bases 212 to 1243 code for a protein of 343 amino acids. Gene Ontology annotation, biological process: protein phosphorylation. Gene Ontology annotation, cellular component: cytosol; protein kinase CK2 complex; nucleus. The record is from RefSeq and is a predicted model, not a curated record. The transcript has a single exon. Gene Ontology annotation, molecular function: ATP binding; protein serine/threonine kinase activity.
GCGACGUUUGUCUUUUGGCAGCCCUUUUUGGAGAGGGAAGAAAAGUUGCCGUAGGAGAAAAAAGUAAAGACCAACAGCAGCAGCAACAGCAGCGCAAGGCAGCAAAGGGACGGCCGAGAAGAGAAAAAGUCGGAAAACGAUACCAAAACGGCGAGCAGAAGGUGAAAAAAGCGACACCAGCCCAAAGUUUCCAGCGACGGCUACCAGCAGAAUGACGCUGCCGAGCAGUGCCCGGGUGUACGCGGAUGUAAAUUCGCAUAAACCACGUGAAUAUUGGGACUACGAGAACUACAUCGUCGAUUGGGUGAACCAGGAUGACUACCAGCUAGUGCGGAAAUUGGGCCGGGGCAAGUAUAGCGAGGUGUUCGAGGCGAUCAAAAUGACGAGCAACGAGAAGUGCGUGGUGAAAAUCCUGAAACCGGUCAAGAAGAAAAAGAUCAAACGCGAAAUCAAGAUCCUCGAGAAUCUCCGGGGCGGCACCAACAUCAUCACGCUGCUGGCGGUGGUAAAGGAUCCGGUCUCCCGCACACCGGCACUCAUCUUCGAGCAUGUGAACAACACCGACUUCAAGCAGCUCUACCAAACGCUCAGCGAUUACGACAUCCGGUACUAUCUGUACGAGCUGCUGAAGGCGCUCGACUACUGCCACAGCCUGGGCAUCAUGCACCGUGACGUGAAGCCACACAACGUAAUGAUCGACCACGAGAAUCGCAAGCUGCGCCUGAUCGAUUGGGGCCUGGCCGAGUUCUACCAUCCGGGCCAGGAGUACAACGUGCGGGUGGCGAGCCGCUACUUCAAGGGUCCGGAGCUGCUGGUCGACUACCAGAUGUACGACUACUCGCUCGAUAUGUGGUCGCUCGGCUGCAUGCUGGCGUCGAUGAUCUUCCGCAAGGAGCCGUUCUUCCACGGUCACGACAACUACGAUCAGCUGGUGCGCAUCGCGAAGGUGCUCGGUACCGAGGACCUGUUUGCCUAUCUGGACAAAUACAACAUCGAGCUGGAUCCGCGCUUUAACGACAUCCUGUCGCGCCACUCGCGCAAGCGAUGGGAGCGCUUCGUGCACUCGGAGAACCAGCAUCUGGUGUCGCCGGAAGGGCUCGACUUUCUGGACAAGCUGCUGCGCUACGAUCACUUCGAGCGCUUGACCGCGCGGGAGGCCAUGGAUCAUCCGUACUUUGCCAUCAUCGUCAACGGGCAGAUGCCGCCACCGCCGACCUCCACCACCAAGGGUGGCACCAACUAAAUAUGCGCCCUGCCCUCCUCCGUCAUGUCCGUCUCGGCGCGCUGCCACCGCCCGUGCGUCGCCACACCGUCACCGAUAGUGCAGCGCGAGCGUUUCUACCGUUGGCAGCAGACGAAGGGCAGCAGCACCCAGCGUCGAUCCCCGUUGUUGAUGUCCGGCAUGUCCGGCCUUUUCCCCGUGGCUGUUGGUGGUGGUGGUGCAGGAUCGCGUUUCACACGGAUGCUGCUGGUGGGCGGGUGCGGUGCGUCGCUGCUUACCAGCAACUAUUGGCGGACGGUGGGCGGUAUGCGGCCGCUGCUGGGACGGUUAUGACCGAGCGCCGGGGAGGUGUCGAGCGAAAAUGAAGAGUAAGUAGCGCGCUUAAAACGAGUAACGAGUUUGAGAGACACAUGUGUAUGACGGUGUGUGUGUGUGUGUUUGUGUGUGCGAGUGUGGAUGGUGUGUUUGUGUGCACGCACACGUACUUUAACCAGAGGCACGUAUCCAGUGCGGGCGCGCACACAACAGACACACAACAUUCGCAGAGCUAAAAUCGGCAUAUUGAUGAUGAACAAACAAGCAAACAGUAACAGCAAGGAUUAAAAUAACAAACAAACAAAAAAAGCUGGUAAAAGGAGCAGAAGAAGAAUAGCCCGAAAAAGUUUGAAAAAAAAGGGAAUAUUUUAGAGUAGAUUCUCAAAUGCUAAACGGGAGAAUUUAAUAUGUAGCAGGAAAAAAGGAAGAAAAAAAACACAUAAAUAAUUGAGGGAUAGUUGCAAAACGCGAACGCAAGGAAGGAUGGUUUGGGAAGAGAAGGAAGGAGAGAGAGAGAGCGAGAGAGGGAGAGAAAUAUGGGGUAAGGACAGCGAUUUAGGAGGAGGAGGAGGAGGAGGAGAUACGCAAAACAUAAGCAGAACCUUUCAUGCAUCUUUCCCCCCGAUUUGUACACCCCAUCAUCUCCACAGCGCCAGACCACAGAAACAAUAGGUAUAUUGUUACAUACGUAUAAUAACAUCAGUUAGUGCGAAGGAAGGAAACAGCCCCAUUCAUGCUGGAAGGUGAAGGUACCACUCUAACGGAAAGCAGUUAAAAAAUCCAAACGACAUGAACCGCUGUGUUGUGGUGUAGGCAUCAUCAUCUCCUUUCAGCGGACCGCCAACAGCUGUAGGGACGAACGAACUUUUGCAGCACUAGAAUCAAUGCGACAUUUCUUGCUGGCAGUAUAGGAAACAAACUAAUGCAACAACAUCAUCAUCCCUAUCCAUAGAGCGUACACAGUGAGUGGUAAAUAUAAACAAAAAGGAUUAAUUCGACCAUAUAGUACAGUGCUGUUGAAGUUUGAGUUCCCUUCAUCCACAAAACCGCACGAACCGUGGGGUUGCUUUGGUUGCGAACCAGGAGUAGGCCAGGUGUUUUCCCUGACAACGGCGUGCGGUUACGAUAGGAGUGCACACACACACACACAUCUAGUGGUCCGGUGGAUUGCAAAGAUUGUUGUGUCUCGCACUGCACAUUGUUUUAAACAUGUGGACAUGAGUUGCUCUGGAAACCUGGAAAUCACACAUUGGAUGUGCAUACAGCUACUGCAAUAGGUCAAUCGUAUGAGUAGAGCAGGCAAUCGAAGAAAAAAAAACAACCAUCACCGAUAGCGAUCGGGGUCGAUUAGCAUUAGCAAAAUUGAGCACCAUUUUUUCCAACCAUCCGGCCUCUGCUUCUCCUCCCCCGGGGUGCUGUGUGGGUGCGAUGCGUGAGCGUAUCGGACGCUGCACUAAUUAUCGUUAUCGAUCGCGAAGGGCCGGUUCCGAUGGUGGUGUGUGGUAAGCGAGGGAAAGGAAGCAGCAGGAAGGAGUGCAGAAAAGUUGCAAAGAGGAGAAGCUUUAUGUUUUUUUUCUGUAGUAGAUGGAUAGAAUGGUGGUUUUAGUAUCGCUAGAAGAAGGUUGCGUGUGUCCUCUACAUCUUCAACCUUAUAUACAUACACAGACAGACAAGCAAGGUAUUGAAUUUUUUUUUCUUUUGUUUCACCGCCACCCCCCUCCUGGGUUGUAAAAUUGACAUGUGUAACUAGCUAAA